Messenger RNA from Stegostoma tigrinum, 1197 nucleotides. RefSeq lists its product as uncharacterized. The record is from RefSeq and is a predicted model, not a curated record. The transcript has 8 exons. Lineage: Eukaryota; Metazoa; Chordata; Chondrichthyes; Orectolobiformes; Stegostomatidae. Bases 312 to 1088 code for a protein of 258 amino acids.
CAGAUGUAGAGCCCCUAGUACAGUAUUCAUUGAAAGUUUGUGAGCGGCCCAAACUGCACUUGACCAGAUUCAAGAUUGAAUCUUUCUCCUACUUGACAAAAGCAGUUGAGUUUCAAGACCCAGCUCCAAGCACAGCGACAAGACAACUGUGUGAAAGUCUCACAUUCGCUUCAGAAUCACAACAGGAGCAGACAGAUGGGUUGAUUCAAAAGUUUAUUAGCUUGCAAGAGGAGAGUAAAGAGUCAAGGAAGAGAAUUAUAAGAAUUGAAAAUGACAUUGAGUGCAUUAGAUUAGGACUGGCCAAACUGCAAAUGGAAUGGGAAUACAGGCAGCACCAUUUGUUGACAGAAUGGCAUGACACCAAAGAACAGGUGUGUGAUGAAUGCAGUGAGCAGACAAUGGACAGCAAGGAGGUGAACAAAUCAUUGAGAGCCAAGACGUCAGAAGCGGCAACCCAGCUUCAUCAUGUAACAUGCCGACAGAGGAAAGAUCAUACAGUGAGGAAUGGAGUAGAUCAUGCCUGCAGUGAACAGGUUACUGAAACAGAUUUCCCACCACAGUUUGAUGAAAGUGAUCAAACCGAGAUGAUGUCAUUUCGAAGUGAGCCCCACAUCAAGCACUAUAUCCCAUCAAUGCCUUUACAUAGCUUUCCAUAUGGUUCCGCUUCUCUCCCGUCAUCAUUGGAAAGCAACAGCUCCAUUGCAUCCCUUCCAUGCAGAUAUAAGGCUGACCUUGGACAUGAUCGACCCCUGAAAGCAUAUGCACCUCGCUCUGUCUUGGAUAUACAGAUUGGACACAGAGUUAAAGUUAUAUUGCCAAGUGGCAAAAUUGGAGCAGGUCUGGUGAAGUAUAUUGGUGGUUUGCCUAUGGUGCCCGAAAUUUGCUUUGGAGUGGAACUGGAUUUUCCUGAAAAUGGUCUACGUAAUGGAGUGUUUGCAGGACACUGUUAUUUUUCCUGGUUAAUUUAUCCACUUGAAAAGCUGUGGAUUUGUUAUCGGUUUAUGCCCUCUGCUCAGCUGAUAUAUGCUGAAACAAAACCAGUCUGGUCUGACCUCGAACAAAUGAAAGUGCAAGCAUUAGCAAAUUGAUCUGAAUGGAGAAAAUACUGUCCUUUCUGCAGAUGUAAGAAGUAAAGAUAGAUUCUCUGACAGAAUAAUUCUGUCAUAAUUACAGUUACUUCCACGAGUUUUAAUGAAA